AUGUUUGUGCUGGCAUUUGUGGUGCACACACGUGUAGGUGGAAAUUCGUUACCGUAUGCCGAUAUUCUUUACCAAUUACGGCAAGUGCUUCGGAUGUCGGAAGCGAGGAAAGGACUCGCUGUAGCCAUUGGUGCCGCUGGAGUUGGUGACCGUGACAGAUCUGCACGGUUCUGGAGCGCUAUGAGAGAGGUUGACACCAACUGCAUUUCGCUGACAUGGGCACGCGAUGCGUUGUUCGUCGUUUGCUUAGAUGAUGAGGACACAAAAAGCGCUUCUGCUCAGAACAAUGCCGAUUCGCAGUCCCAGGAGAGGAACCUCGUUCAACAAGGAAAGCAUAUUUUAACCGGUGGCGGUAGCCAAGCUCAUGGCUUGAAUCGGUGGUUCGACGCCACUAUUCAGCUCGUCGUCAGUAGUAGUGGUACAAACGGUUUGUGCAUCGAGCACUCGGCUGCCGAGGGUAUCGUCAUUAUCAACAUGGCCGAAAGUGCGCUCAGAUACGAACGAGAAAAUAGGAAACGAAUUAUACCCAGUCGAGCUGAACGUGAGAUGAGCGCGAAGCCGUUAUCUUGGCAUGUUGGUGCUGAUGGCUUGGAAGUUCUCAGAAAACAAGCAUCCGAACUCGAC
Ostertagia ostertagi is the source of this 624-nucleotide messenger RNA. NCBI's taxonomy places the organism in Eukaryota, Metazoa, Nematoda, Chromadorea, Rhabditida, Trichostrongylidae. The record is from the annotation of a GenBank genome assembly.